AUGUCGCGAAGGCGCGUCUCCGCCAGCCCGGAGCUGAGCUGGCGACAGGAUCAGGCGCUGGGCACCACCAUGCGUAUCGUGCGGGAACUGGGCCCCACCGCUUUCGUCCUGCAGGAGGAAGACCGGAGGGCGGCGGAGCUCAGGGUUUCCCUGGGGAACCCUCAUUCAUGCAGCUGCUCAGUAUUUCUGAAAGAGAAGGACCUUUGUAAACAUAUCUGCUGGUUAUUACUAAAAAAGUUCAAACUUCCAAGAGACCAUGAAUAUGCUUUACAAAUUGGUCUAUUAGAACGAGAAAUUAACCAUCUGCUUCAGAUUCCACAACUUGCUUCCCAAGUAAAAGUAAUUGCCCAUUCUCUUAAUGAAUUGAAAACAGUUGAUGAUGGGUAUGUUAAACAGAAAAGUAUUGAUAAUGAUGACAUAUGUCCUGUUUGCCAGGAUACGCUACUCAAAAAAAUGCUUCCUGUCACUUAUUGCAGGUUUGGUUGUGGGAACAACAUACAUAUAGUGUGUAUGAAAAUUUGGAUUGAUCAUCAGCGGGAUUUAGAGAAAAAUUCUUUAGUGAAAUGCCCUCUGUGCAGGGAAAAUUUUGCACCACUGAAGCUUAUCUUGGAAGAAUUCAGAAACUGCAAAAAACUUGUGACUUCAGCAGAAAAACAAAGCCUUAACAAACACCUUGGAAUCCCUUGCAAUAAUUGCAGAGUACUACCCAUUGAGGGAAAUUGCUACAAGUGUACUGAAUGCAGUGAUUACCAUCUAUGCCAUGGAUGUUUUCAAAGCUUUUGUCAUCCCUCACAUACUUUUGCUUUCCGAGAGAAAAGGAAUCAGAGAUGGAAAUCAUUUGAACCAAAAGUGCAUCUAUCAACAACAGAAGAAAACCUAAAAAUUAAUCCAGAUGGGAAGUUUAUAGAAGAAAAAAACAAGGAACAAUUCAGCUGCAUACCACAGCAGGUACUGAACUCAAUACCCAAUAUGGUGAUUAGGAAGGGCAACCCUUUACUAGAUCCAGGCUUACAGUGUAGAUUCUGUUUGAAGAUAUUCUGCCUUGGUCAAGUUACAAGGACCUUACCAUGUAAUCACAAGUUCCACAGAAAAUGCAUUGACCGUUGGUUGCAGAAAGAAAAUGCGUGUCCUAUUGAUGACCAUGUUGUAUAUAAUCCAUUAACUUGGGAGACGGCAACAAGCAAAGACAAAGUAAAUCAAUUAGGGUGUCAACCAAAGCACCUCCUUGCAAAGCAGCCUGGGUUGGAUCUUUUUAUGCCAGGCACUGGAUUGUCUAUCAAACAAAUAAAGCCUCACCAUGCCACGGAGGUACCUCAAAGUAGUUUUCAAGGAAAAUGUAACAAGAAAAAAAAUUCUGCAGAGACUGAGCAAAAUUUAACAUUGAAUGGUUUCAGUUAUCCUUGUACCAGAGAUGCUGGUUCUAGUUUGCUUAACACUCAAAAACCAAAACAUUUGAAAUUUUCUCGACAUGUAAAGGGUUUAGUCCUUAUUCCAAAGGCUCAUGCUGAUAAAUUUACCGAUAAAAUAGUUGGUACUGAUUUUAGAGUAAGCCCAAAUUGAAAGACAGAUUAAAAUUGUAACACUACAUAUUUUUAAAAGAAAAUAGAUUCUAUUGGGUAGUUAUUUGGAUGUACAAAGGAUCCAGAUGCUUUAGAUUUUUAUAUAAAUGUAAAAUUUAAUGUGAAAAUCAUUUUUACUUGGUUUGAUGUUCAGUAAAAGUUUUAUAUAAAAUAGUGUUUAUCAGCAUAAAAGAAGUCUCUCAAGGUUUUUUUGGCUCCAGUAAAUUCAACUUUUUAAGACUAAAUAUCUAAAUUACAUUUUUGAAUAUAUAAAAUGAUAAAUACCCAACCAUUUGACACUCAACUCUGCUUCUUAACUGAUUUAAACUCUAAAUUCAGCUUAAACUACACAUUUCUGUGGAAAUAUUUUUCUUGCUGCAUUUGGUAACUGUUUUAUUAUUUUAACCAACUAAUAUUGUUAAUUUAAAUUCUAAACCAAGUUUAUACUUAUUAGCAUCUUCAGUGUUUAUGUCUCUUAAGAGAUAAAGAGAUGGCUAAUAAAAACAUUUGCUCUUUCUUGCUGAUAGAAGUGGAAUCCCCUACAAAGAGAUAAAUUGCUCUUGUAAAUAGCAUUGGAAUAAAAAUGUUUUCUUUAAUCAUGAAUGGUAGCUCUAGUAUGAACCAGAAAAUAAAUGUAAUAGGAAAUAUUGCUUUUAUAAUAUGAACAAUAAAUAGCAAGUAUAGCAAAAUAUAGACCAAACAAUUUGGAUGUACAAUUUCAGUGGUCUACAAAUUGGAACAAAUGUUUUACAAAACUGCCACCCAUAUUAAUGUAUUAAAGUUGAAUUGUGUAAAAGUCCGAAGUAUUAUCCUGUUACUUCUUUCAGUUUGUUAAUAAAGAGCUGUACAUAUUUCUGAAUUGCUCAAGUGCUGUCAUCACUAAAUUUAGUAUUUGCGAUGGUUUUUUAAAAAAACUCAGAAUAUGGAUGAAAAUAAGAAUGUUGGAUUUGAAGUGAUGCGCUAUAAUCCAUGCAUGUUUAAGAACCAUAUGCUAUAUUCAAAGAGAUAUUUUCUUUUAUGGAGAAGAGAAAACAACAUAUACAUUCAGGGUGUACAUACAGUCAGAAUUGCAAAGUCACCAUGAUCAUUGAACAAUGAUAGAAUGUGGAAUAAAAUAAUGGGAAUACUUGAACCAGGCAUUCAUAUAUGCCACUUCAUGUCCUCUAACCAAGAUUAUAAUUAAUACUAGAACAUCCAUAUAGAUCAACAAUGACUACAUUUCCAACUCUCAAUAUAAUGGGUUCACCAUGCAUGGCUGUCAAGCCUAUCACAAACCUUUAAACUUAGAUUCAUUAUUUCCAAGCUCAUCAUUCUGAAGCAGCAGCACCUCCAAGCACUUCUAAUGUUCCUAACUCACUUCUUGAAACUGGCAUCUAUUUCUACAAACUGUUCCUUUCAAGAGUCCCUGAUACUACUUGUGUAGCCAUACAGUGAAUGGCUGUAACACAUUCUCCAUGAGAUGCAACAAUCAAUUUGUUUUUUUAAAUAAUCAAGUAUCACAAAGUUAUUGGUAAGAUUUUUUAAAAUUAAACUUAGCAGUGUCUUAUAAAUUAUAAGAUAUAGACAAUCCAUUGGCACUGCAGUAGUUGCACAGACAUGAACAGCUACUCCUGGCAGAAAAAUGUAAAAAUGAAAUGAAAAGGAUCAGCAUUAAUAAACCAUAAAACAAAUUUAAAAUAUGCUGUGAAAAAAGGAGUCCUUAUUCUCAUUAUUUAUAACAUAAAUCUAGUAAGGAAGGUCUAAUAUUUUGGCAAGAGCUGGGCUCCAAUUUCUUCAGUGGAUUAGAUUAUCAACCUUUACAUGAUUCAAUGACUAGUCUUAAUUAGUACUGGGAGCUCUGCAUUUCUUUCCUUUAACACAAAGCACUACAGCAAUAUGAAAGUGGCGCAGCAUACAUGAGAAAGUAUCAAGCUAGUUUCUUAAAUAGCAACAAUGGAAAAUGGGCUGUCUGUUUUGCUGGUAGCUAAAGAUAAUAACUACACCGAAUGAUAGUGUGAGAGGGGCAAAUUUCAGGCCUCUACUUGGCAAGAUGAACAGGUAUGCAGCAAGGCUAAGUUAAAUGAUUUCAUAAUCUUAAUGGGCAAUUUUGUAAAUUCAGAGUCUACAUUUAUCUAAACUUCGUAUAUCACAUGGGGUUGGAAUUGCUGAAUAUUCAGCAGUUCCUCUAUUAGAGAAUAUGUCACCUUUUAAUAAUAGAUGUCAUAAAGGACUAAUUUCAGUGAUGAGUGUUUACAUGUCUAUUUCAGAUUCUGUUCCAGCCAUUGCUGCUCACAAAAUUAGAUUUUCAAUACAAACUAUACUCUUUAAGACUGUAAGCAUAUGUAUAUUUACUUAUUUAGCAGGAAAUUCCAUUGAACUAUAAAGAACUUCCUUCUGAAUAAGCAUGCAUAUACAGUAAAAUUGAACUGGUAUGACAUAGAAAUACAUUUUUAAAAAACCACAAAGAUUCUAUAUACUGAAGAAUUACACACCAGUAUAUUUUAAAGUUAAAAGAACCGUGUAUCUCAAUUGGGAAAUGUACAAUUAUUUGACAAUUCUUUUUGUUAUUUUCAAAAUUAGCUUAAAUGUCAGCCAAUACAACUAAUUGAUACAAAAUGCUAAACAAUGAAUUAUUUCAGAAAUAUUGAUUAGGCAUUAAGAGGAAUAAUACCAUCAAAAGUUUUACUAGGUAUAAUUCUAUCACUGCUGUUAAAAUAUAAAAUGUCAAAAAACAUUUUUUGUUUGAAAACUAUUUAAUAUUCCAAAAUGCUUAAAAUGUCUGGUGCUAUUUUAGUGCAUGUGUCACAUAUGAAGGGAAAAGCACUUAUUUUCUGAAAGUGGCUUUCAAAAAUAUUUUAAUAUACAUUAUAUUUAAGUUAUUAAUAUAUCUCCCACAUACCCAGAGAGGCAUUUGUGCUUACAUUAAUUUGAAAUUUUCUUAGUCUUAUCCUUUCACGCACACUCUGGUAAGAACCAAUGUUGUAGUGAACAGUUAGAGGUAAACAUUUUUCUGGUCAAAAUAAAAUGUUAACAUGUUAUGAUAUUUAUGUAGUUACUUAGCAAGCACAUCUAAAUUAUAUUAAAGUAAUCAAAAUAUCUUUACAAUACCCAAGGCAUGUCACAACAUUACCUCUAAUGUUUGGAAAUUGAAAGUUGAAAAAUUUGACAUACCCUACCUACCACCAAGCUGCAAAUGAGAGAGUAAAAUUUUUGAAUGUAAAACAUAAAUUGUAUUUUUUAAAAAGCCUUUGGAUAUACUACCACUGUAGGAUUCAGUGCAAGAACAGGAUAACAAAUGAGUUUAUCAUCUCUAUGCAGCCAAUUGGUAUUGGCUCCAUUUAUUUCCAACCUGAAGGAAAUGUCCAUCUUGUCUCAGAUAUGUUCUGUAAGGACAUAUUAUUUUCAUUAAAAAAAUCCACUACUCCAGAUUGUGGUAUGCUUAUUACACUUGUCUAGUAAAAGUAACCCAAACCCUCAGGGAAUCUGUUUAUCUCUUUUCCAUCACUUUGUACAAAAUGACCUGCAAAUAAGUAGAAAUUUGAAUCUUGUAAGUUGAGACAAACCAACUAGAAUAUUUUACUCAAAAUCCAUUAUUUCUGUGCCUUUAAAAGUUCCAUUUUUUCCUCACAUUUUUUUAGGAAAAGCAAACCCAAAACGUAGGUAGUUGUGCAGUUCCACACUAUAACCUUUCAAUAAAAGUUAUGUCUUUCAGAACUACUACAUUUUUGUUCCGACAAAUCUUUGAUUUUGAUUAAAUGUUACUAUCUUUCCAAAUUUUCUAUUUAUUUCAAUAUAAAUGAGACAAAUGAGUUCUGAACUGAAAAAGUAGAGUGGUUAACACUUCAACCAUGAUUUCAGAGGCUACAGCCUUACUGCAAUAGAAAUAAGCCAGUCCUCAAAUGAUUAUGAGAUGA
Messenger RNA from Notechis scutatus (mainland tiger snake), 5452 nucleotides. RefSeq names its product zinc finger SWIM-type containing 2 (gene ZSWIM2). NCBI's taxonomy places the organism in Eukaryota, Metazoa, Chordata, Lepidosauria, Squamata, Elapidae. Gene Ontology annotation, molecular function: ubiquitin protein ligase activity; zinc ion binding. The record is from RefSeq and is a predicted model, not a curated record.